GUACAGCAGUAGCUUCAUAAAAAUCAAUAUUCACCUUACCAUGCAUGAACCGGGGAGUUAGAAAAUCAUAAACCCAUCCGGUUUGACCAAACCGCAUUAUUGUGCUGAAGAACCAAGGAAGUCCCCCAAAAAAUAUUAUAAAUAUCUGAGGGGAAGGAAGAUUUGAUUUCACUUAUUUUACAGAGAGCGAUAGAGUGAGAUCUUAGGGUCUUUUUACAGAGAUUUCUAUCUGAUAUGGAUUCGAUGGGAACUCAAACAACUGUUUUGGCUGUGACGGAUGAUGUUGUCUUGCCUGUUAGCUCUGUUUUAACUGUGAUGAAAGUUGUCGGAAAGGAAGGGGUCGAACGUUGUGAUCCUAUGAUUAUUACUCAAGCCUCCACAAUAAGUCAGGUUCCUUUGGAUUCUUCCUCAGUGGACACUGUUUUAGCCAUUUCCACAACAUCUGAGUUCCCUAGUGAUAAAAUAUAUGGCGAGUUCUCAAGAAUUUUAAAGCCUGGUGGUUCUGUUUUUGUGUGCACCAAUUCGGAGGGUGAAAACGUAGAGUUGCAACAGACCCUUCAAAGGAGAGUGACGUUGGCUGGUUUUAUGGAGCCACAGUCUCUUGAUUUGACAUCAAUCAAGCUGCCUAACUUCAGCUUAUCCGGUGGGAUUAAGGCUAAGAAACCUUCUUGGAAGAUUGGUUCAUCAUUUGCUCUCAAAAAGCCUGCAAAAACUCUUCCUAAGGUUAAUCUAGACGAUGACUUGGAUCUUAUUGAUGAAGAUUCUCUUUUGACAGAGGAGGACUUGAAGAAGCCACAACUUCCUGCUGUCAGUGGUUGUGAGACCACUAAAAAAGCUUGCAAGAACUGCGUCUGUGGUAGAGCUGAAAUAGAGGAGAAAGCUGUGAAGCUGGGCCUCACAGAGGAUCAAAUUGAGAACCCACAAUCAUCAUGUGGCAGCGUAAACUUCUUUGCUCAUCUCUUUCUCUGUAUGCAUUAAUUUUUUGGAUCCACAAAAGACUGAAAAUUUCUUUGAAAAUCAUUUCCAGUGACGUGGAAUAU
This is a messenger RNA of Brassica napus (rape), 1040 nucleotides long. Its product is annotated as anamorsin homolog. Gene Ontology annotation, cellular component: cytoplasm. Gene Ontology annotation, biological process: iron-sulfur cluster assembly. Lineage: Eukaryota; Viridiplantae; Streptophyta; Magnoliopsida; Brassicales; Brassicaceae. Bases 235 to 978 code for a protein of 247 amino acids. The transcript is spliced from 6 exons. The record is from RefSeq and is a predicted model, not a curated record. Gene Ontology annotation, molecular function: iron-sulfur cluster binding.